UUGGGCUUGUGAAAUAAACACGGCAGCUCCGGUAUCGACAGGUUAUAAAAGCUAGCCUGCUUGUACGUUAACUCUAAGAAGACACUGGAAAUAUCUGGUCAGGAGCUGCAGGAUGACACGUUGAUUUGCUUGUUAAAUAUGGCCAUCAGGAAUGCUGCGCUGUCCUGAGAAGGUGGGUGAGGAGGAAGAGAAGGAGGAGGAGGGUCUGAGUUGACGGGCCUGCUUGGCUGUCCACAUUGUGUUGUGUGAUUUCGGCUUCACCUCAAGUCUCCCCACUAGCAUGGAUCAGGACUACGAGAGAAGGCUGCUUCGGCAAAUCGACUUCCACAAUGUAGCAGACAACAUCCCAUCUUCAUCUGCGUCUGUGAACUCUCUAGCCAGUCUGCACAAAACAGGAGAUCGCUUCAUACCAGCCAGGGCCGGGUCCAACUGGAGCAUCAACUUUCACACCAUAAACGAGAACGGAAAAUCUCCAAACCAGAACAGAAAGUCAAAGGAAGCCAAUUCAGACAGCGGAAAAGCAGACAGUGUUGCCUACGCUGCGCUGCUAAAGAACGAGCUACUGGGAGCCGGCAUUGAGAAGGUGACUGACCCCCAGACUGAGGACCGCCGCUUCCAGAUGCCCAUGCAGGAGCGCAGCAACCUGUUCAGGUAUGCUUUGAACUGCAAGAAAGCACCAGUUGACGACGGCAAUGAAAUCUCUCCCUACUCGCUGUCCCCCCUCAGCAAUAAAAGUCACAAGCUGCUGCGCUCUCCGCGGAAGCCCACCAGGAAGAUCUCAAAGAUUCCCUUCAAGGUGCUGGACGCUCCGGAGCUGCAGGAUGAUUUCUACCUCAAUCUGGUGGACUGGUCCGCCUCAAACGUGCUGAGUGUGGGGCUGGGGGCCUGCGUCUACCUGUGGAGCGCCUGCACCAGCCAGGUGACGCGGCUGUGUGACCUGUCGGUGGACGGGGACUCUGUGACGUCGGUGUGCUGGAACGAGAGGGGGAACCUGGUGGCUGUGGGAACGCACAAGGGCUACGUGCAGAUCUGGGACGCUUCGGCCGGGAAGAAGCUGACCUGCCUGGAAGGGCAUUCGGCCAGAGUGGGAGCGCUGGCCUGGAAUGCAGAGCAGCUGUCGUCGGGCAGUCGGGACAGGCUCAUCCUGCAGAAGGACAUCCGCACCCCACCCCUGCAGGUAGAGCGCAGGCUGCAGGGGCACCGGCAGGAGGUCUGCGGACUCAAGUGGUCUCCGGACCACCAGCACCUGGCCUCGGGUGGCAACGACAACAAGCUGUUUGUUUGGAAUAACUCCAGCCUGAGCCCGGUGCAGCAGUACACUGAGCACCUGGCUGCGGUGAAGGCCAUCGCCUGGUCCCCCCACCAGCACGGGCUGCUGGCUUCUGGGGGGGGCACUGCUGACCGCUGCAUCCGCUUCUGGAACACGCUGACCUGCCAGCCCUUGCAGUGUGUCGACACGGGGUCCCAGGUGUGCAACCUGGCCUGGUCCAAGCACGCCAACGAGCUGGUCAGCACUCACGGCUAUUCUCAGAAUCAGAUCCUGGUCUGGAAGUACCCCUCACUCACACAAGUUGCCAAACUCACAGGACAUUCCUACAGAGUCCUCUAUCUGGCUAUCUCUCCCGAUGGGGAGGCGAUUGUGACCGGCGCCGGGGACGAGACCCUGCGGUUCUGGAACAUCUUCAGCAAAACCCGAUCCACCAAGGAAUCCAAAUCCGUCCUGAAUCUCUUCACGAGGAUUCGAUAGGGAGGGAGGGAGAGCGGGCUCCGUCGGACCACAGCAGUGUAUGCUUGGAAGCAGAGAAAGCCUUGUUCUGACAGCACUGGGCAGAGAAAGGGCCUCUAACCCCGCCAAGCAAGCGGUCAACAAUACCGACUCAGCCGCCUGGACUCUGCAGUGCCACAGUCUAGAGCUGACCAGUGAAGCCAUGGCCAGUUCCCAGCUCAUUACUUACUGGUUUGCCAGUGAAAUAGUCUACUGGUUUUUUGUUUUGUUUUUUUGUAUUAUUUUAAUCUAUUUGGGUUCUAGUUAGACACAUUUUUUUAAAAGGCACUAGAAAAAAACAUACAAUUAUUUUAUUGUAUGGACAGUUAUUAUAACAAAGGAGGUAUUUUACUUUGAUUUCCAUGGAUCUGUCUCCAAGGUGUUCUGCCUGACAGUGUGUAUGCAAUAGCAGACUUCUUCCUCUUGUAUCUUUCCAUACCCUUGCAGCUGGAAAAUGAAUAUCCCUGAAACUGCACCCUGCGCGAGAGUGUAAUGGAAUGAAACAGUGCUGCAAUACAUCUACCUGUGAGCCCUUUGAGGACUGUGGCUUUUUUAAGCAAAUUUUUAUUAAUUAAAUCAAGUUUGCAGUUCUUGAAACCCUGUUUUAGAAAAAGCUUAUCAUUUUUCAAAGCACAGUUUGACAUAGGAUAAUGUUUAUCACUCUUCAAAACAGUUCUUAAAAAAAAAAAAAAUGAAAUAAACAAACAAAUAAAAUAGGCAGUUUGGUGACAGCACCCUGUAAAAGCAGAGGCUUGUCUGUAAUGAAACCACCCUGUAUAACAGCAAAAAAAAAAAAAUCAGUAGACCAACCACGCUCCUAGUUUGUGCAAAGGUAGCCUCUUUCUCUCCUCAUCAAAGUAAGAAACUCUGAACACUAACUAAUCCUACUGUACCCAAGUUGUUUCUGUGCUAUUUCAAUAACAAACCAGUGUUGAGAUAAUAUUCAGCCUGGUGUCACUGCCCAUUUUCCAUUGGCUAAAUUACUCCUAAAGCUACACAGUUUCAGGGAGAUUCAGUCCUCCUUCCGGACCUACAGGCUGUAAUAAGUAUGCAUUAUUUGCAUAGUGAGAAGUCUGCAGCGAGCAUAUCACCUGUUAAAUCUCUAGUGUGACUAUAUGGGCCAGAACUAAACUAGGAUGUGAUUGUUUCAGAGGAACCUCACAAAAGUGAACAAGUAUAGCAUUUUCCUACUACCAA
Molecule: messenger RNA, 2962 nt
Organism: Polyodon spathula (Mississippi paddlefish)
Lineage: Eukaryota; Metazoa; Chordata; Actinopteri; Acipenseriformes; Polyodontidae
Product: fizzy-related protein homolog
Exons: 14
Coding region: 281-1747 (488 amino acids)
Biological process (GO): anaphase-promoting complex-dependent catabolic process; positive regulation of anaphase-promoting complex-dependent catabolic process; positive regulation of ubiquitin protein ligase activity
Cellular component (GO): anaphase-promoting complex
Molecular function (GO): anaphase-promoting complex binding; protein binding; ubiquitin ligase activator activity
Source: RefSeq, a predicted model, not a curated record